AUGGUGAAGAAGCUUGGAUUAGAAACUCAGAAACAUCCUAAACCUUACCGGCUGCAGUGGCUUAAUGAAGAGGGUGAGAUGAGAGUAUCCACACAAGUCUCUGUACCAUUCUCCAUUGGUAGGUAUGAAGAUGAGAUUCUAUGUGAUGUGAUACCAAUGGAAGCAAGUCACAUCUUGCUUGGUAGGCCGUGGCAAUUUGAUAGAAAAGUCACACAUGAUGGCUUUGCAAAUAAGCAUUCUUUUGAGUUCAAUGGUAGGAAGACUACUCUGGUGCCUCUGACUCCUAAGGAAGUGCAUCAAGAUCAGUUGCAGCUUCAAAAGAAGAAAGAAAUCGAUCUCAAACCAGAGAAGAACAAGCAGCACAACUUCUAUGCCAAAUCUGGUGAUAUCAAAAGAUCUCUUCACUCUAACCAGCCUGUUCUAUUGCUUGUUUUUAAAGAAAUUCUUUUGAAUCUAACUGAGUGUACACCGGUGUAUCCGAGUGAGAUGUUAGCUCUUUUACAGGAAUUUGGAGAUGUAUUUCCAGAAGAGAAUCCCAUAGGUCUACCACAUAUCCGUGGGAUUGAGCAUCAGAUUGAUUUUGUGCCAGGAGCUACUCUUCCUAACAGACCAGCAUACAGAACUAAUCCAGUGGAGACUAAGGAGCUACAAAGACAGGUUGAGGAGUUGAUGGAGAAAGGCCACAUCCGUGAGAGCAUGAGUCCUUGUGCUGUACCAGUGCUCCUUGUACCCAAGAAGGAUGGAAGCUGGCGCAUAUGGAGUAAAGGUGGACCAGGAGAAGGAAUUGGUAUUGGUGCUGUGCUUAUGCAGGAAAGAAGACCCAUAGCAUACUUCAGUGAAAAACUUGGAGGAGCAACUCUCAACUAUGCUACCUACGACAAAGAACUCUAUGCUUUAGUAAGGGCUUUGCAGACCUGGCAACACUAUCUAUGGCCCAAGGAGUUUGUCAUACACACUGAUCAUGAAUCUCUCAAGUGA
This is a messenger RNA of Raphanus sativus (radish), 978 nucleotides long. RefSeq lists its product as uncharacterized. The record is from RefSeq and is a predicted model, not a curated record. Lineage: Eukaryota; Viridiplantae; Streptophyta; Magnoliopsida; Brassicales; Brassicaceae. The transcript is spliced from 3 exons. Bases 1 to 978 code for a protein of 325 amino acids.